Messenger RNA from Danio rerio (zebrafish), 1082 nucleotides. The record is from RefSeq and is marked predicted. Lineage: Eukaryota; Metazoa; Chordata; Actinopteri; Cypriniformes; Danionidae.
UAUAAAGAGGGUGAGGAUUUGGUAACAUUCAUACGGACACCAGUGCGAGUGAACCAUGGGAGUCCUUUAUGAUCUUCGGCUGGUGUCUCUAGCCGUAUUGAUGCUGGCGUUUCACCUGGACUUUGGCAAAGCUGACGUCCGAGUGUUUGAUAUUCACGCCAUGGACCUCUCUGGAGAUGUCAUCGGAAACAAGCCCGAUCCGUAUAUCAAGAUCUGGUGUGGCUCUACUUUUGGAGGGAUGACGGAGUUUCUCAACGGUACUAAUAAUCCUGAGUGGUCUGCAGAGUUCAGCUUCCCCAUAUGCAAAGCUACUGAGAUCCUGAAGCUGGAGGUGUGGGACAAAGAUCUGUUUUUUGAUGAUAAAUUGGGCACAUGUACUAGAACCGUGCAGUAUGGGUCAUUUGACAUUCCUUGUCAUCUGUCAAAAGGAACUCUGUUCUACAAGUAUGAGUUGAGAUGAUUUGUACCAAAGCUUAUUUGAGACAAAUUUCCACUGCAAGUAGAUUGAUGGUAAUAAAAAAUGUCUUGAUCGCUCUGCAGAGUAUGUUUUCGCAUUGAUAUGCAAAUUAUCAGCCCUCUUCUUUUUCACAUAUUUUCCCAAAUGAUGUUUAACAGAGCAAGGAAUUUUUCACAGUAUAAUAUUGUUUCUUCUGGAGAAAGUCUUAUUAGUUUUAUUUCAGAUAGAAUGAAAGCAGUUUCUACUUUUUUCAAUAUUAUUAGCUCCCUUCAACAGUAUUUGUUUUCGAUUGUGUACAGAGCAAACCAUCUUUAUACAAUGAUUUGCCUAACUACCCUAGUUAAGCCUUUAAAUAUCACUUUAAGCUCAAUACUUGUAAAUUGAAAACUAUAAAGCCAAAUAUUAUGUCCUGUCAUCAUGGCAAAGAUAAAAGAAAUCCGUUAUUAGAAAUGAGUUACUAAAACUGUUAUGUUCUUUCUAUUAAACAGAAAUAGGGGGAAGAAAAUAUACAAGGAGACUAAUAAUACUGACUUCAGCUGUAUGCUUGGUUGAAAUUGAAUGCUAAUGUAUUUCCUCAUUUGUUAAACGCUUUCAAUCUGUUCAUUAAAAAUGCUGAUAAAAGCUU